AGCUCUGGCUAGCUUGCUGUUAGCUCCGCGCAGUGGGACGACUCUUUCCUGCCAGUCCGUCCAAUCAGAGUUUAGUGACAGAGUGGAAGUUGGUCGCUAUGUCCCCAUACAAAAAAGAACCCUGGUCAAGUCAAAGUUGUGGCAUGAAGAUUCAGCGACGAAACCGACAACUUCAGCUAAGUUUCUGCUAGCUAACGCUAAGACGUUUUUGUUUUUUUUACGAUACAAAAAAAAAAACGGUCCCGUUUUUGAUGUUCCGCGGCUGUUGGAGGUGACCCGGGCGAGGGGGGCCACACGGUGAAAUAACAUGCCGUCGUACCUUGGUGUCGGGCUCGACUGUGGGUGUCACACGCUGCCGUGUUCCUGACCCGAAGACACGGACUGCAGCUCCGGGAGGCAUUUCCAGCCUGCCACGCAGGCAGUUAACAACUCCCCCAAAGGAAAAGUAAACUUUGCCUACAACUUACAUUUAAACCCCGCGCUGCGACACUUUGACACUUUGUUAUUUUGUCACCUGGAAAGUUGUUUUUUUGAGAGAGAGCGAAAAUGAUGAAGGCCAGGAGAUACUUGAGAGGAAGUGGACGGGUUCUCGUCUUCGUCUUCGUCGCCUCCGUCGUUUGGCUCCUGUUUGACAUGGCCGCCCUGCGCCUGUCGAUGAACGACGUCACCGGCCAGCUGCUGAAGGAGCGCGUGAUAAGGGACCAGCGGCUCGUCAGACAGCAGUCCCGCGCGACGCGGGCGGGGAGGCGCGGGUUCAAACACCCGGUGCAGAGGAUGGACCCCACCGCCACGCGCGCCCCUAAGGGGCCGCUCGCUUCGCACCUCGAGCUGGCUCCCGUGUACAGAAAGGGGGGCCAGAAAGAGGACAAAAACACCCACUCUCUUCGUCUUCCCCACGUAGACCCCCGACAGGGAGGAGAAGCUGUCCUGCGACAUGUCACGCCAAAGCGGGACGUCCCCCCCAAGAAGGAAGCGGUGGAUUUGGACGUGAAGGCGAUGGAACCACAGAAGAGCGGCCCGGUUAAAGGGACGUUGCCUGUGGCGCGGCCCGUUGAUGUCAAGGAUGCACCAGUAGUUCUGCACACGAGUGAUCCAAAGAGCGACAAAAGAGGCCCGAAUGACCCCAAGGUCGAGGCCGGAGCAGACGCGAGCCCGAGAGAAAAAAGGAGACGAGAGGAUGCCCACAAUAAAACUUUAGAGAAACCCGUUGAGGGGAUCGACCAUCGGGAGACCCCAAGACCCGCGAUUGAGUCCCUAGCAGGACAACCAGGUGUCCACAAGGUGCUCUCCCUGGAUCUGACCAUCGCUCCCAGGGACGCCCGCGCGGCGGGCCAGUUCGGCCAGCCGGCCCUCGUCGCCAACAACGAAAAGGCCGAGGUGAAGAAGAGAUGGGACGAGGGGCACUUCAAUGUGUUCCUGAGCGACAGGAUCCCGGUGGACCGCGCCGUCCCGGACACCAGGCCCGAGACGUGUGCACAGAAACUGGUCCACGACGACUUGCCGUCCACCAGCGUGAUCUUCUGCUUCGUGGACGAGGUGUGGUCGACGCUCCUGCGCUCGGUGCACAGCGUGCUCAACAGGUCUCCGGCGCACCUCCUCACGGAGAUCAUUCUGGUGGACGACUUCAGCACCAAAGACUAUCUGAAAGAGCAGCUGGAUACGUACAUGUCCCAGUUUCCCAAAGUGCGGAUCAUUCAUCUGAAGGAGCGACAGGGCCUCAUCCGGGCCCGGCUGGCUGGAGCUGCUGUGGCCAAAGGUGAGGUCCUCACCUUCCUCGACUCGCACAUCGAAUGCAACCUGGGCUGGCUGGAGCCGCUGCUGGAGAGAGUCUAUCUGGAUCGCAAGAAGGUGCCCUGUCCGGUUAUUGAAGUGAUCAGUGAUAAGGACAUGAGUUAUAUGCUGGUGGACAACUUCCAGAGAGGUAUUUUCAAAUGGCCUUUGGUUUUUGGCUGGAGUGCUGUACCAGAGGAGCACAUUCAGAAGAAUAACCUGACCAUCUCAGACCCCAUCAGGUGUCCAGUUAUGGCUGGAGGCCUUUUCUCCAUAGACAAAAAAUAUUUCUAUGAGCUUGGUGCUUACGAUCCAGGACUGGAUGUGUGGGGUGGUGAGAACAUGGAGAUUUCGUUCAAGAUCUGGAUGUGCGGCGGGGAGAUCGAGAUCAUCCCCUGCUCUCGAGUGGGACACAUCUUCCGUGGACAGAAUCCUUACAAGUUCCCCAAAGACCGGCAGAAGACCGUGGAGCGGAACCUGGCGAGGGUGGCGGAGGUCUGGCUGGACGAGUACAAGGACCUCUUCUACGGCAACGGCUACCACCACCUGCUGGACAAGAAGAACAUCGACAUCGGCAACCUCACCGAGCAGAUCGAGCUGAGGGAGAAGCUCAAAUGCAAGAGCUUCAAGUGGUACCUGGAUAAUGUGUAUCCGGAUAUGAAGGCUCCCCUAGUCAAAGCGGAGGGCCUGAUCUUUAACCGCGGCUUGAGGAAAUGCCUCACUCUGCAGCACGGCUCUCUGUCGUUUGACCAAUGUGACAUCAGCAUGCAGAGUCAGCACUUUAAUUACACCUGGAUGAGACACGUUCGCCAGCAAGAUCUAUGCGUCUCCCCCCACGGCAAGGGCAGCGGCAUCGCUUUACAAGUAUGUGACAACGCCAAUCCUGCACACAACUGGUUCCACAAAUCAUCCAACUCCGCUCUGGCGGAGCACCUCAUGUCAGAGUUUGUGUCCAGCCACAUGUGCCUGGAGGCGGGGCCUCAGGGGGACGCCCUGCACCUGAAUCCAUGUGAAAGCAGAAACACCUUUCAAAAGUGGCAGUUCACACACUACCACGCUCUGUGACGAGACUGAAACGUGUCAAACAAUUACUAAAGAGACGUGUGUGUGUGUGUGUGUGGUCCGGCGCCUGACCAGAGGAGGCGGGAAGCACUUUGUUGGCAGUAAAAUGUGUGUGUGUGUGUGUGUGUGGUGUACUGCAGAGGGUGUGAGAAUGUGCAAUGUUUCUAAUGUCCUUUUGGAUUAUGUCGCCAUGGACCGACUUUGAGCCGCACCCGAGGACAGCGUGCAUCUUCUCUCUGCUCAGGAGAUGUAGGUGGCUACAUCGAGGUGAUUGGAAGAACACUCCUUUUUUUGAGCACAGCAUAUAAUCUCACUACCAAAGAUAAAACAAUGACUCGAUUUGAGAUGGAAUAAAGGGGUUUUCUUUUUGUGUUUAGUCUGCUCGGGCUGAUUUAAUCAUGUACUAUGUAUUAGUAUGAAACAUAUCACUCAAUUCCUGUGAGGCAUUGUCUAAAUGUCAUUUACUUUUAUGUUUACAACGCAUGGUUGCUUUUUUGGUUUUAAGCAUUAUUUUGGUGGGUUUUUUUCUUCUUUUUUUUUCAACUGUUCCUUUUGUAUGAAUUUAUUUUUGUCACUAGAGGGAAGUGUUGUUCAGAACAUGCAUUGAACCUCUGCUGUGAUUUCAUGAUAUUGUGACAAACCCCUUCACCACUUACUGACAGAAAAGGAUUUCAUUAAGAAACUGAGAAUAAAAUGGAGAUACGGACUUAA
Gasterosteus aculeatus aculeatus (three-spined stickleback) is the source of this 3543-nucleotide messenger RNA. RefSeq names its product polypeptide N-acetylgalactosaminyltransferase 5 (gene galnt5). Gene Ontology annotation, molecular function: polypeptide N-acetylgalactosaminyltransferase activity. The record is from RefSeq and is a predicted model, not a curated record. Gene Ontology annotation, biological process: protein O-linked glycosylation. NCBI's taxonomy places the organism in Eukaryota, Metazoa, Chordata, Actinopteri, Perciformes, Gasterosteidae. Gene Ontology annotation, cellular component: Golgi apparatus.